Molecule: messenger RNA, 1200 nt
Organism: Paramecium tetraurelia
Lineage: Eukaryota; Ciliophora; Oligohymenophorea; Peniculida; Parameciidae
Exons: 3
Source: RefSeq, a predicted model, not a curated record
AUGAAAGGAAAAUUGGAUUAGAUUAGUUAUGAGAACCUACAAUUGGCCAAGACUUAUAAACUCUUAAAGAUUAUGGAUUUUAAUAAAGGAUACUUGGUAAGAGAAAUGAAUAGUUUGGAUGGAUUGAAAUAGGCACAUGAAGUGUUAAAGAAAUAAACUGAUAUCGCUGAGAAAGACCUAAAAAGAAGUUAUAAAAUGAAAACAAGAGUGAAGAAGAUCCUUAAAAUUUGCAGAGAUAAUAAAUAAUAAAAUGAAGAGUAUAUUAGAAAUCUUAAUUACUUAACUAGAAACUUCAUUAAGUUAAUUAAAUUCGAAGAAUAGGAAAUUAAAAAAAGUUAGCUUAAUAUAAAAUUUGCUAAAAGAUAAUUUGAUGAAUUUUUAAAGGUUUAUAGAGAAAAAAGAAAUCAUUAAAGGAACUUAAUUUUUUAGAUUAAAGAUAGCUUAUAAUAAAAAAAAUACCUAGACAAAUUGUUCUAAGAUGGAGAUAAAAAGAUUGCUGAUUCAGCUAAUGCAUCGAUCAAAAAAUUAAGAAAGAAGUUAGCAAAAAAAGAGGAUGACUCUAAAAAUAAAAAGAAUAAAGAGGCGUAAGAAAAAGAAGAAAAGCAUCUCAGUGAAAAAUUAUAAUUGUUAACUGCUUCAUAUGAUAAGAUCAAAGGAGGGGUGUUUGAUAUUAAGAUAGAAAAUUAUAAUUAAACUAAUCAAUUCAUAGAUUUCAUGGCUUAAAAAGAUAGAAAAAGUGAAUAUGAGAUUAAACUAUCGGAAAGAAUGCAGAAAUAUACUGAAGUCAAAGAGCAAGAAAAAAAAUUAAAUGAACAAUUAAAUACUUAUUAGAAUGCCUAUUUAUCUCUAAAUAUUCCAUAACAAUAGGAAACAAAAACUGAAGAUCCAAAUAAUGAUAAGAUUCAAUCAACAAAUUUAUAAAAGCAAGAAUAAUAUCUGAAGAAGUUAAUGCUAUUAUAAGCGAAGUUAGCCAGUUCAUUAGAACAGAUUAACGAUAAGUGUAAAAUUAAAAAAGAUGAUUCUAUAAUUGAAGAAUUAAAGAAGAGACAGUAAUUGAUAAUUAAAAAUGAGGGGGAAGCAUCUUACAACAAUCUUAUAAAGGAGAAAUAUGAUAUUGACUCCUUAUUAAAGAAAAGUGCACCCUUUUAUUUUCCUAAAAGGUAUACAGUUCAUGGUAGUAGGUAACCGAGCGAGGAAUGA